Psammomys obesus (fat sand rat) is the source of this 1753-nucleotide messenger RNA. It is a transcript of the gene Rmnd1, whose product is annotated as required for meiotic nuclear division 1 homolog. The coding region runs from base 94 to 1446 and encodes 450 amino acids. The transcript is spliced from 12 exons. NCBI's taxonomy places the organism in Eukaryota, Metazoa, Chordata, Mammalia, Rodentia, Muridae. Gene Ontology annotation, biological process: positive regulation of mitochondrial translation. The record is from RefSeq and is a predicted model, not a curated record.
GGGGCCCGCGUGUGUUUCCGCAGCGGCUCCUGCAGCGGGAGGGCGCGCGCGUCUCCGCGGUCCUCCUCUCCGCGCACAGCCUGAGAUGUGGCCAUGCCAGCCAGACUUACCCAAACCCUGGUGGGUUUACACAGCACAUCAGCAAAGGCUCGUCAGUGCAAGAGACUUACUCAACUUACGUUAAGACCACUUAUGAGACUUGAAAGCACAGCAUGCCGCCACAUCCUGAAAAUACAGCAUCACGUAGAUUCAGGCUUCCCUAGUGUAGCAGCUGAUAGUCUGAGUAAGCCGAAGAUCCCAGAAAUGAGCCGCGUAACAGCACACACAAGCAGACUCUUUCCAUUAAAUGCUGUCCUUUCUUGGGAUGGAAGAGCACACCUGCCGGUCUUGUAUGCCUUUGGGACUAAUAGGAACAUGACCCACAAACCAAAUCUCUUGUGUUCUAAGUGGUUUAUAAAAACAGUAAGAAGGCAUUACUCGUCUGUACCAACUGAAGGGCUUGUUCCUAAACAAGACCUUCCACAGAUCAAGAGGCCCCUGAAAGCAUCCCGGACCCGGCAGCCCUCCAGGACCAACCUUCCCGAUCCGUCUGUGAAUGAGGACCUGAUGCAGUGCACAGCCUUCGCCACAGCAGAUGAGUAUCACCUGGGAAGUCUGUCUCAAGAGCUGGUCUCCUGUGGCUAUGUGGAAGUGACAAGCCUGCCCAGAGAUGCAGCAAAUAUUUUGGUGAUGGGUGUGGAAAAAUCUGCAAAAGAAGGUGAUCCCGGAACAAUAUUCUUGUUCAGGGAAGGAGUUGCUGUGUUCUGGAACGUAAGAGACAAAACUGUGAAGCAUGUGAUGCAAAUCCUGGAGAGACACGAAACCCAGCCCUACGAAGUGGCUCUGGUGCACUGGGAAAACGAAGAGCUCAACUACACAAAAACAGAGGGACAAUCUAAGCUGCACAGAGGGGAAAUCAAACUAAAUUCUGAGCUGGACUUAGAUGACACCAUUCUAGAAAAAUUUGCUUUCUCCAAUGCCCUUUGCCUCUCAGUGAAACUGGCUAUUUGGGAAGCAACACUAGACAAAUUUAUUGAGUCUAUCCAAUCAAUUCCAGAGGCGUUGAAAGCUGGGAAGAAAGUCAAACUGUCUCAUAAAGAAGUUAUGCAGAAAAUGGGUGAGCUCUUUGCCCUCAGGCACCGUAUAAACUUGAGUUCAGACUUCUUGAUCACCCCCGACUUUUACUGGGACAGAGCAAACCUGGAGGAGCUUUAUGAUAAGACCUGCCAGUUCCUGAGCAUCACUCGGAGAGUUAAGGUCAUGAAUGAAAAACUUCAACACUGCAUGGAACUAACAGACCUAAUGCGGAAUCACCUGAAUGAGAAGCGGGCACUCCGUCUGGAGUGGAUGAUCGUCAUCCUCAUCACCAUCGAGGUAAUGUUCGAGUUGGGAAGAGUCUUUUUCUAAUGUGACAAUAAAAGCACCACUGAAAAGAUACUUCAACCUUUGAAACCAAGAACUGUCCCUGGGGUGGGACACAUCUGUAAUCCCGGCACUCUGGACUGAAGCAGGAAGGUCAUGAGUUCCAGACUAGCCUUGCCUACACAGGGAAGCCUGGUUGGCUGCAGUGGUGGCCACCAAUCCCAGUACUUGGAAAGAUUGCCCAAGUUUGAGGCCAACUAUAACAUGGCAGGACUGUCUCAAAAUAAAUCAAACAGAAAUGUCAUAAUCUUUUCCUUUUUUUACUCUUAAAUAUAUUGUUGUCUGAAUAAAA